AGUUGAGAAGAGUCGAAACGCCUCAACCGCCAUGGCGUCGCCGGGGCAACGACGGGCGUCGGCGAAGAGCAUGGUUGGGAAGCGCGUUGGCGACUGGACGAGCGACGACGUCAUGCAAUGGCUCCACACAGAAGGACUCGCGGCCUACGAGAGCCUCUUCUUGACCCAAGAGACGCUCAACGGCGAGUUUCUGCUCGAAUUCUCGACGCCGACGCUGGAUCACAUGGGCAUCACGAGUCUCAAGCAGCGCAAGGAGCUCCUCAAGGCCAUCCACAGCCUACAGGUCCGCGCGCUCGAAGAGGUUCGCGCGUCGCCUCGCACCACCAUUAGCAAUCAAGUGCUCGAGCCCGAGUUCAACGAAGACGCAAGCCAUGCGUCCUUUCUCGAGGCGUUGCAGGCCUGGCGCCAGCCCUCCCAGGCGCACGUGGACCAUGGCACCGCUACGAGCCUUCCAACAGUGUGCUGGCACUGCCUGGCGCCGUGUCGGCAGCUCGUGCCAGCACCUGAUGCGCGUACCGUGUGCUCGAAGCGCUGCUUGGACGCGCUGAUUGCAGCGGACACGCAGGCGCGCGAAGCAGUCGCGUCACAAGCUGCUGCCCAGCGCGCUCGGCUGCAAGCCACGUGGUCCUUGGACAUCCAGCUGCAGACCAGAUCGGCAGACAAGCAAACGUGAUUGGCGCAUAAACAAUGAAAUCCACCAAUCCGAACGCGCCAUUCUUGGCAUUAUAGCCAGUCAAAAGUGAGAACGCCACA
This is a messenger RNA of Saprolegnia parasitica CBS 223.65, 753 nucleotides long. RefSeq lists its product as hypothetical. NCBI's taxonomy places the organism in Eukaryota, Oomycota, Saprolegniomycetes, Saprolegniales, Saprolegniaceae. Gene Ontology annotation, molecular function: protein binding. The record is from RefSeq and is a predicted model, not a curated record. The transcript is spliced from 5 exons. The coding region runs from base 32 to 673 and encodes 213 amino acids.